Acanthocheilonema viteae is the source of this 1836-nucleotide messenger RNA. The record is from the annotation of a GenBank genome assembly. NCBI's taxonomy places the organism in Eukaryota, Metazoa, Nematoda, Chromadorea, Rhabditida, Onchocercidae.
AUGGCUGGUUGGAAGAAAUAUGCGAGAAUAAUUUUGCCUCAUGUCGGUCUUAUUAUCUUAUCGUUGCUGUAUACAAUUGGUGGAGCGCUUGCAUUCUAUUAUCUGGAACGACCUUAUGAGAUUGCUGUAAGACGUGAAAGUUUGCGAGAUAUUUCUGCUCAACGAAAAUUGAUGCUUGAUGAGUUAUGGAUUAUGCUAAACGACGAAUCAGUCUCAGAUGAGGAAAUUGAACGUUUAGCUAUUCAUCACGUGGACAACGUGACACGUGUAUUGUUUGAAGCCUUCGAUACACAUUACAUUAGCGUCUCACAUCUACGAAGUAGCACUGUGAUGGCUUCAAUUGAUGAUUUGGUGGAGGAAGAGGAAUACAACUGGACCUUUACAACAGCUCUCUUCUUUACAGCUACUCUUCUGACAACAAUUGGCUACGGUAAUUUGGUACCGGUAACAUUUCAAGGACGAAUGUUUUGCAUUAUCUACGCUCUAUUUGGUGUACCGCUUAUACUUAUCACUGUUGCUGAUAUUGGCAAAUUCCUGAGUGAAAAUAUUAUUUGGCUGUAUGCAAAAUAUACAGAAGCGAAGAAAAAGUACAAAGAGAAGAAAACUGUAUGCAUCACAUCAGUGGUCGGUGAAAUAAAUGGUAAUGUAAAGGAUCAGUUGCUGCAGUUCGGACUGGAACAGUAUAUUUCAAUACCGAUUCUGUUGAUCGUUGGAAUGCUGCUUGGUUAUAUCACAAUUGGUGCUGUCCUACUUGCCUCAUGGGAACAUUGGGAUUUCUUUUCUGGUUUCUACUUUUCAUUUAUCACAAUGACUACGGUUGGAUUUGGCGAUAUUGUACCAGUCAAGCAUGAAUACUUCCUAUUUGAUCUUUUCUACAUUGUCGUUGGAUUAGCCAUAACGACAAUGUGUAUUGAUUUGGUUGGAAUUCAAUACAUUCGCAAAAUUCAUUAUUUUGGACGGGCCAUUAAAGAUGCUCGCUAUGCGCUUGUGAAUGUUGGCGGAAGAAUGGUGCAUAUUCCGGAUUUAAUGCGAUAUGCGUCUGUUUUACAUCAGAAAUAUGGCCAGAAAAGACAAGAACAUCAGAUGCUAAAAGGCGCUUAUACACCGGAAGAUUUACCACUCAUUCGAUACAUCGAUUAUGGAUCAUUGGCUAGUGAAGAUAGUCGGAUACAUUUCUUCACAAAUAUAUUCAAUAAACCUAAUGAACUUAGUACGGCACUGAAAUGGUAUAUGUGUGACAGUAUUCCUCAUGAAAAUGCAAAGGAUUUAUUUAGGAUAGAUAAAAUAAAAAAUGAGAAAGAAAUAGAACUUGAACUAGAAAUAGCACAGCUAAAAUUACGAAUUCGAGAGCGUGAUCGAACAAUAUUUGAUUUGGAAGAACAGAUCCGAAGCAAAGAUGCUAUUAUCAUUGAUAGGUGCCAAAUUAUCGAACGCCUUGAGCAAUUUCAUUUUGAGCGAUCUUCACCUGACCAGGACUCUUUGGAGGAAACAUCAGAGAGUACCGUACGAUGUGUAAAUGUGAAUGAGAACAGUGCUUUGAAAACGGGAACACAAGAAGUACAAUUAUUGGAUGAAUUAGAAGAAGAACGAAAAUCCAAAGUGAAACUUUUGGAGCAAAAUGAACUUCUGCUACAGCAGUGGGAUGAGGCAUUAGCUUAUGUUGAACAGGUACAAAAGAUGCUUCAAGCUGAACUAAAACGUUCCAAUACACUUAUUGAUGAAAAUGCAAUCCUUCGAAAGCGUAUUAAUGAAACAGUGGUCAUUUCUAAAAACGGUAUACAAUUCGUCGCACUUCUCCUUAUUCUAUCCAGUCUUUACCUAUACUCUUGGAGUUAA